UUUCCUGUGUAAGUAUUAGGUAUACCUAAUAUAUUCGAGCGUCAUAUAUAUAUAUAAGAUAAACAUAGUAUUUGACAGCUUUGUUUGACACUUUGUUAUUUGUCAAUACCAGUUCGCGGACAUGGAAUUUUCCUUUCGAGCUACAAAAUUGAAAUAUUUUUUUCACGUAGGUCCACAACUUUGUAAUGCGAUAUCACUAUUUAUUAUUUCAUUUUUCAUUAUUAAUGAAAAAAGAGCAUUAUCUGCUUUUCUCAUCUAUGUCAAUAUGUAUGCGUACGUUCUCUCAUUCAUUCCGUAUAAACACUGAACAUCGUGAGAAAGCUUGUCGAGUGAACGAGUAUCAGUGCCGAGAUAUCGAGAAAUUGAGAGAAAGGUAUAUAUCGAUACUCUCCCUCUCUCUCUCUCUCUCUCUCUCUCUCUCUCUCUCUCUCUCUCUUUGUCGGAGUAAUGUCAGCUAAUGUCAGUGACCAUCGUGCGACACAGCUGGCGAUGACAAUUAUUGCGCGUGUCGAUCUGACAAUUCGCUAUCAAUAAUGAGAAAGACGGAUAUCUCCCAUACCCGCCUACCGAAUGCCGAUAAGAGACAGUGAAUCCGCGAACGGAGACUCUCCCCAGCCUCGUGUCACAUGUUCCUGCAUGUUCUUCGCGCGCAAGGAAAAUGAGUAUUUUGCGAAAGAGAUUGAGCGAAUUCGACGAUGUUCUUAACGCAGACGAAAUAGACACCGUCAAUCUUAGUAAAAUAUGCUUCCAUGGUAUACCUGACGAACCUGGUGGUCUGAGGCCUCUGUGUUGGAAGCUACUGCUGAAUUAUUUGCCAUCGAAGAGGUCCAGUUGGCUGGAGACUCUCAAGCGCAAGAGAGAGUUGUAUGACACUUUUAUUGAAGAUCUCAUUGUUAUGCCGGGAGAAUCUAAUGCGGAUGACAAAGAAAGAGUCGAUGUGACGUUACACGAUCAUCCUCUCAACUUAAAUCCGGAUAGUAAAUGGCAAAUGUACUUUAAGGAUAAUGAAGUUCUCCUCCAGAUCGAUAAAGAUGUUAGACGACUAUGUCCAGACAUAUCAUUUUUUCAACAAGGCACUGAUUAUCCAUGUCAGAAAAUAGUCAGUGCUAAUGGCCAGCAACGUUUACAUAAUAGAGUUCAACACACUGUACUGAAAAGCGCAAACGUUGAGAGAAAAGGAUUAGGAGUGACCAAGCAGAUAGCGGUCUCGGUUAGAAAGGCUGCGGAAGAUUACGCGCCAUUGGCUGAAGGCGGUGAAGCGCAUUGGGAAGUUUUAGAGAGAAUACUCUUUUUAUACGCCAAGUUGAAUCCUGGUCAAGGUUACGUGCAGGGUAUGAAUGAAAUAGUCGGACCUAUAUAUCACGCAUUUGCUUGUGAUCCAGAUCCAACAUGGAGAAAACACGCCGAAGCAGACACUUUCUUCUGUUUUACCAAUCUAAUGGCUGAAAUACGUGAUUUUUUUAUAAAGACAUUGGAUGAAGCUGAAUUUGGAAUUAAUUCAAUGAUGAGUAAAUUGACAAAUCAAGUUAGAGCUAAUGAUCCUGACGUUUGGCUGCGUCUGCAUCAACAGGAAUUGUGUCCGCAAUAUUACAGCUUUAGAUGGUUGACGCUUCUUCUUUCGCAAGAAUUUCCUCUUCCGGAUGUUAUAAGGAUAUGGGAUUCCUUGUUUGCUGAUGAGAAUAGAUUCAGUUUCCUUAUACAUAUCUGCUGUGCCAUGAUUCUAUUAUUAAGGGACCAGUUGCUGGUUGGCGAUUUUGCUACGAAUGUUAAACUCCUACAGAAUUUUCCAUCGAUGGACAUCCAAAUCGUGCUCUCUAAAGCGGCUGCUUUGGCGGGCAAGACUUUAUAGUUUUUGUAAUAAUUAUUUUUCUUGAUUAAGUCGUAAAUGAGCUGCAGUGAUUUUUCGGCAUGUCGAAUAUUGUGAUCUUUGCCUCUCCUCUUUCUGUGCUGUCCGCGAUAUAUCGUAAAGUACACAUAAAUUUAUACAUUAUCAUAAAUUAAUCUAGAGGAGAGGUGCAAUCAAAAUAUCAAUUGAGAUAUAACAUAAUCAUGUAUAUAUAAAGCUUACCGGUAGCUUGAUAAAAGAUAUAAUUUGGCAUUUAUGUUAUAUGAAAUAGUUAACACAACUGUAUAUAUGGCACACGCUCAACGAAUAUUGAGAUUUACAAAAAAGCAGCAUUUUUAGUGCCACAUGUCAAACUUUUGAUACAUUUAAAAUGAUGGUUUUGUACAUACAUCACGUUAUACAUUAGCGAGUAAAAAGAUGGCUGAAGACUUCGAAAGAUAAAUUUAUACAAUCAA
Messenger RNA from Nylanderia fulva, 2301 nucleotides. Lineage: Eukaryota; Metazoa; Arthropoda; Insecta; Hymenoptera; Formicidae. The record is from RefSeq and is a predicted model, not a curated record.